AUGCAGCUGAAGGUAGGCAAGACGGACUGCGACCGCGACUGUAGCUGCAACUGCAACUGCAACGCGGACCCUGACGCAGCUGCCAAGCUACGCUACCGGCUGAAGGAGGCGGACCACCUGAGGAUGAUCGCGUUCUUCGCCACCGUCUUCAGCACCGUUACGCUGGUGGCGUGCAUCGUCAGCGUGCCGUGGAUUUACAACUUCAUGCAGGCCGUCCAAACGCAGCUCGAGAACGAGGUGGACUUCUGCAAGUACCGGUCAAAGGACCUGUGGAACGAGGUGAACUUCCUGCGAAACGGGGACGAGCCAAAAGCCCGGAAGGCCCGCUCCACUGGUCAGCUCUGGUACUAUGGCCACUACGACACCCAUCCAUACGGCACGGACGCCGUUGUGAAACCCGAAUCCAAGACCGAAUACGUUCACGGCGGUCACGGAGGACACGGUGGUCACGGUGGUGGUCUCGGAGAUGGUGGCAAUGGAAACGGCAACGGACUGGGAGAAAUCUGUGAGUAA
This is a messenger RNA of Soboliphyme baturini, 513 nucleotides long. The record is from the annotation of a GenBank genome assembly. NCBI's taxonomy places the organism in Eukaryota, Metazoa, Nematoda, Enoplea, Dioctophymatida, Soboliphymatidae.